AUGGCAAUCUCAACGCCCACACAAGCUCAGGAUUUUGGACACGUCGGCACAUGGGAAAUUAAACUGAUCCGGGGUGUCCAGUUUGUCGGGUCUGAGGCUGAGAAGCAAAAUGCGAAUUUCUACAAAACCCGCCCUGAGAUGACGAAUAGCGGGAAGAGUCUUUGCAAUGUGUAUUUAUCUCUUGCAUGGUUUGUGGAUGACUCUUCGUUGUAA
This is a messenger RNA of Sclerotinia sclerotiorum 1980 UF-70, 213 nucleotides long. RefSeq lists its product with no specific name. NCBI's taxonomy places the organism in Eukaryota, Fungi, Ascomycota, Leotiomycetes, Helotiales, Sclerotiniaceae. The transcript is spliced from 2 exons. The record is from RefSeq and is a predicted model, not a curated record. Bases 1 to 213 code for a protein of 70 amino acids.